AUGGAAGAGGAGGGAGGUCAUCAAGUUCUGCUUCAUUACUGGAAGAGGAGCGCUUUGAGAGUAUCCCAGAGUCUGAUGUCCCGACUGUCUGCAGACUGGACUGCGGGCAGCAGGAUCAGUACGCGCAGCAUUCACACCUGUCCUACGUGUGUGUGUGUGUGUGUGUGUUACAGGACGAUACCUGUGACUCUGGUGCUGAAGGACUCGCAGCACCCGGAUCAGGACCUGGGCACCCUGGAUCUGGCCGUCACCCUGACCCCUAAAGACAGUCCCAUUGAGGAGCGGAGAGACUCCACCCAGGGACAGGUUAUGAAGUAUCGGUGGAAGCCGUACGUGAAUAAAACCAUGCUGCUCAGGAGGUCCUGGAAACGAUCCACAAAGGUAACUCGCCCUCAUCAUGCUCCUCCUCAUCAUCAUCAUCAUCAUCAUCAUCAUCAUCAUCUGUGUGUGCCGUUGCUGUUUUCCAUUAACUGUCCUGAAACCUCCACGCUCAUCGCUCUCAAUCAGCUUCAAUCUGUUUCAGCCAUAACUGUUUUGGCUCAUUUUAACAUCCUGGCCCCUCUGCUGUCCAGCUGCCAGUUGGACCUGUCCACCCUGUCCAAGGAGCGAACUCACCACCUGGAGCUGGCGCUGGAGGAGUCCCGGGGCUCCGUGGUGCUGCUGGUCACGCUCACCGCCUCGGCUCACGUCUCCAUCGCCGACCUGUCCGUCACGCCGCUGGACGACCCGCAGGAGCGCGGGAAGAUCCUCAGGAGAUACGGCGUGAUGCAGUCGUUCUCUAACUGGAGGGACGUGGGCAUCGUGCAGGUGAAGGUGAUGAGAGCCGAAGGACUCAUGGCUGCAGACGUCACCGGGAAGAGUGAUCCGUUCUGUGUGUUGGAGCUGAAUAACGACCGGCUACAGACUCACACGGUUUACAAGAACCUGAACCCCGAGUGGAACAAAGUCUUCACCUUUAACGUUAAAGACAUCCACUCGGUGUUGGAGGUGACGGUGUUUGACGAGGACAGAGACCGCAGCGCUGACUUCCUGGGAAAGGUGGCCAUCCCGUUGUUACAUGUCCGUAACGGUGAGCGGAAGAGCUACGUGUUGAAGAACAAGGAUCUGACGGGGCCGACUAAAGGAGUCCUCCACCUGGAGAUGGACGUCAUCUACAACACUUUUAAAGCUUCUUUAAAGACGGUUGUCCCUGCAGAGCGGAAAUACAUCGAGGAAGAACCAAAAGUGUCCAAGCAGUUGCUCCAGCAGAACUUUAACCGUGUGAAGAGGUGCAUCAUGGUCCUGAUUAGCUACGGGACAUAUAUCAACAGCUGCUUCGAGUGGGAGUCUGCACAGAGGAGCAUCUUCUCCUUUGUGGUCUUCGUGGUGGUGGUCUGGAACUUCGAGCUCUACAUGUUGCCGCUCGCUCUGCUGCUGCUGCUCGUCUGGAACUACUUCUUCUCCUCGAGCAGAGGAACGGCCGACUCCGCGGAGGCCGUGUUUGACUGGGAGGACGAAGAAGAGGACAAAGAGGACAAGGAGUCAGAGCCCAAGGGCUUCAUGGGUAAACUGUACGCCAUCCAGGACGUGUUCAUCAGCGUUCAGAGCGCCCUGGACGACGUGGCGUCGUACGGAGAGCGGAUAAAGAACACCGCUAACUGGACCGUGCCUUUUCUCAGCUGGUUGGCGAUAGCUGCCUUAUGUUUGGCCACAGUUCUCCUCUACCUCGUUCCUCUUCGCUACCUGGUGCUGGCGUGGGGUGAGUGCUGCUUUAUUACAGGACUCACUGAAGCUCUGUUAACAUCCACGAUUUUAUCUGAAUUAGGUGAUAUUGAAUGAAAAAAAUGCCUUCUG
Molecule: messenger RNA, 1833 nt
Organism: Etheostoma cragini (Arkansas darter)
Lineage: Eukaryota; Metazoa; Chordata; Actinopteri; Perciformes; Percidae
Product: multiple C2 and transmembrane domain-containing protein 1-like
Exons: 15
Coding region: 1-1818 (605 amino acids)
Biological process (GO): regulation of neurotransmitter secretion
Cellular component (GO): synaptic vesicle membrane
Molecular function (GO): calcium ion binding
Source: RefSeq, a predicted model, not a curated record